GGAAGCGAGUUCUUCGUCCACCCCCGCCAUACUCAGGCGAGUGCAUUGUAUCCGAGUAGACAUCCCCCCUACAUCGAUCAGCACCAGUCUGGUCAUCAGUGCUGCGGUCAAUUAGCCGCGUUGCUCUCCAUCUUGCUCCCAUCCGCUUCACAUUCUGAGCGCUCAUCGUGUCCGUUCCAAGCGCCCAUUCAGAAUGUCCCACUCAGCAUCACCUCAUCCUCGCCCACUCGGGGGUCGUCCACUACCUGCGGUCCCUACAAUCCGCAGACCAUCGCCCUCUGACUGCACGUCUUUCACCCACCACCGACCGUCUACCCGAUCAUCCUUCGAUUACCCCCUCUCGUCGCCACAGUCAGGGAGCCCGCCUCCCUCACACACCCCUGCCUUGUCAGUAUCAUCACCGAGUCCCGUCCCAUCCGUCCAUGCGCGGUCUGCACGUCCAGUUGUAAAGCUGUCCUUACCAUCCAAGGGGCAGGUCUACAACAAUCAUACCCCCAGCAGCACCAACAGUUACGACUAUCAGAGCGAUAGAAGUAGUUUUGAUGAUUACCCUACACCUCCUCCGAGUCUUCGCUCUGCAACCAACAACAACCUGAAACUUCAAUUACCAGCUAUAAGCACCAACCUCAAUUCCAAAUACAGGUCCACGACGAAAAUUGUCGAAAUUGACACUCGACGUAGUAGCGCGUCCAGGAUCGUACAAUCGCAAAGGGAGCGAUGCCGAUGGAAGUACAACUUCUGGAUCCGACAUGGACGAUGAUGAGCAAGACUAUGGAGGAUAUUAUGGUCGCCUUCAACCCGAAAACAAUCACUUCACGGACUUGAGAGGUGAUCUUAAUCCCACCGUGUUGCCUGGAAUCCCCACCGUAACUCCCCACAACGCGCAUAAAUAUGGACGUAAUGUGGAUGACGAUAACAGCGAUCACAAUCCUCGCCCGAGAAAAACAGGCGCAGACGCGUCAUCACUCGAUGACGUGAGAGUCUACGUCAAUUCUAUAGAGGCCGAGCACCAAAGGACUUU
Cantharellus anzutake is the source of this 1021-nucleotide messenger RNA. RefSeq lists its product as uncharacterized. The transcript has 3 exons. The record is from RefSeq and is a predicted model, not a curated record. Bases 194 to 760 code for a protein of 188 amino acids. Lineage: Eukaryota; Fungi; Basidiomycota; Agaricomycetes; Cantharellales; Hydnaceae.